UCCUCCACCGGAAAAAUGGCAACUCUCACCUGCUUCAGCUUCUCCUCCACCCUCUCCGGCCGCAAAUCCUCACUGCGAUCACUCCCCGCCGCUCCAUCUCCGGUUUCCCGCCAAUGUCUCUCCAAAAUCCCAUCUGGGUCCUCUUUUCCCGCGCUGUCCGCCUCCCUCCGUAGAAGCAUUCCGUUGAUUCCGGCGUGUUCCUCGAAGAACGAGGAGAGAGAGGAAGAUGAUGCGAGUGAGAGCGUAGGUGAAGAGAUUAGAGAGACAUUGUUGUUGUCUGUAUCUCCUUUGCCUCUCUUAGUUGUGGCUUCUCUCCCAGGAGCUGCAACUGUAAGAUCUCUCUUCGGACCCUUUGUGGAGCUCGUACAAUCGUGGAAUCUGCCUGAAUGGCUCGUUCAUUGGGGCCAUCCCGGGAAUAUGGCCGUGGUGCUUUUCGCAAUGGGCGGAUACGGAACGUAUCUUGGCUUCCGGAUCCGAUAUUCAGACGACAUUGAGGAGAAAGCGAAGGCGAAAGAUUUGCACCCGAAGCUAUUAGGAGGGAUGUUUUUCUUCUUCUCCCUCGGAGCAACCGGUGGUAUCACUGCCCUUCUUACAUCCGACAAACCCAUCUUUGAAAGCCCACAUGCGGUGACGGGAUUCGUCGGCCUUGGCCUGCUGACGAUACAAACGAUCUUACCCGCUUUGUUCGAGAACAAUCCAGGAUUGAGGAAAGUACAUGGGAUUCUUGGGAGCAGCAUUAUGGCGUUGUUCCUCGUCCAUUCUGUUUUUGGUCUUCAGCUCGGUCUCAGUUACUAACGGCUUUUUUUGGCCAUUGCCCUUCAUUAUUAGUGUUUUUAUUAAAUUUUUUUAUUUAAUUGUUGUAUUAUUCGACGGGUAUUAAAAAAAGGAAAAAAACACUAA
Tarenaya hassleriana is the source of this 900-nucleotide messenger RNA. RefSeq lists its product as uncharacterized. The coding region runs from base 16 to 795 and encodes 259 amino acids. Lineage: Eukaryota; Viridiplantae; Streptophyta; Magnoliopsida; Brassicales; Cleomaceae. Gene Ontology annotation, cellular component: membrane. The transcript is spliced from 6 exons. The record is from RefSeq and is a predicted model, not a curated record.